Suillus fuscotomentosus is the source of this 1243-nucleotide messenger RNA. Its product is annotated as Sec20-domain-containing protein. Gene Ontology annotation, molecular function: SNAP receptor activity. The coding region runs from base 105 to 962 and encodes 285 amino acids. Gene Ontology annotation, biological process: retrograde vesicle-mediated transport, Golgi to endoplasmic reticulum. The record is from RefSeq and is a predicted model, not a curated record. The transcript is spliced from 5 exons. Gene Ontology annotation, cellular component: SNARE complex; endoplasmic reticulum. NCBI's taxonomy places the organism in Eukaryota, Fungi, Basidiomycota, Agaricomycetes, Boletales, Suillaceae.
UGCCACGGAGGCGGUGGUGCACAACCACUGCCGCACCCAAUUUCAGAAUUGCCCUUGCGGCCCGCUAUAUUUGUAUUUGUACUACGUAGCAUCCAUCUUCAGACAUGCCACCAAUCCCCACGCUAGAUCCUGAAGCUGUUUCUCUAAUCGAUUCCAUUGAACGGCACCACAACGACCUUUCUACCUUACAGAUUCCUCGUCUGAGGGCUUGUACGGGUCCUUUGAUCGCGCAACAAGCAUGUGCUGCGGAAGUAAGGGAGGACAUCGAAGGUCUGGCGAGGCAAAUUGAGGUAUUUCAGUUCACACUUCAAAGACUGAACCGGCGAGGAGAACUGAGGAGAAGAGUUCAAAGUUUUCGUGAUUUAUUCACCAAUUUACGCAAAAACUCUCGAGCAGCAGUACUAGCGUCCAAACACGCAAUCGACUCCAAAAGUCGGUCACAGCGAGAGGAGUUGUUGAGGUCCCCGCAGAAAAGUACAAGUUCUUCAAGCGGAAAAAUCACCGAAGACGUCAUGAAAGCCAACCAUGAUGUCACCGAAGCGCUUCAACGAACCAUUGGACUGAUGCAGAAAGAGCUUGAGCGCAGUGUUAUGUCUUGUCAACUACUAGAGUCAUCCACCGCAACUAUCCAAUCCGUAUCCAUAACGCACGACAGGCUCGAUUAUAUCCUGGGCACUUCCAAACAACUCAUCACCGCGCUCGAAAAGACAGACUGGGUCGACCGCGUCCUCAUUAUUUCCGGCCUCGUGUUUUUUGGCCUCGUGGUCCUCUUUAUCGCCAAGCAGCGCAUCAUUGACCGGGGGCUACGUAUCGCUUUGUUCUGGAUGAGAUUAUUGCCAGGCCUUGGCUCGAGUACGCGCGGGGUGGUGCAGAAGACUGGGGAGGCUGUGACGACUGUGUCGGCCGCCACUACUGGUUUGAAUGCAAACCACGUAGUGGAGGAUGUCUCAUCUGGUAUUUGAAUAAAUGCAUGCGAUGUUACCUUCAUCAUUGUACGAGCGGCGGUAUUAUGUGCGGUAAGACACCUCUUUACCCUUGUUUUCUCUAUACCAAACCAUAUCAUGUGCAACUAAGACCUGGACUGGGUCUGUCCCAGACGAGCAUCGUUCUCUCCGCGAUAUGGAAUCUGGAUAUAUCUUCUGGGUUGGUAUUCCCCGACGUAGCCGAAACAUUUGUCCAAGAAUCUUAAAUUACGAUCCAGUAGUUGAAGGUCAAGCUUCCGUCAAGGCAUGAUUUGCGUUCG